Messenger RNA from Pleuronectes platessa (European plaice), 3008 nucleotides. RefSeq lists its product as uncharacterized. NCBI's taxonomy places the organism in Eukaryota, Metazoa, Chordata, Actinopteri, Pleuronectiformes, Pleuronectidae. The transcript is spliced from 5 exons. The record is from RefSeq and is a predicted model, not a curated record. Bases 18 to 1262 code for a protein of 414 amino acids.
AAGUUGCUUCAGUAGAGAUGACGUUUUCACAACAACUCAAAAGGAGUGUUCGGAAAUACGUUUGUUCUGUUUGCAGAUUGUUUGAAACAGUUUUGAAGAUGAUGACAAUCCUCUUGUUAGUCAGUGUUCUCUUUGUUUCAGCUUUGGCUGUUUGUCUUACGACCACAGCACUCAACAUCACUGCACCACAGACGAUGGAAGCACUGAGUGGAUCCUGUUUGCAGAUCCCCUGUAACUUUAGGGCUAAAACAGAAAAAAACUUUACAGGGAACAACUUCGGUGUGUGGAUUAAAAGUGACUCCAGAUUUGAAAAUUCUCCAAAAAAUGUGAUCUUCAAUGGCAGCAGGACAGACAACGUCUAUCAAGUAGAGAUUAUCGGAGAUCUGAACCAGAAAAACUGCACCAGUGUAUUUUCCAGUUUGAAAAAAAACUACACAGAUAAAUACUUCUUCCGAGUUGAAGGACAAUCGUUCACUGCAACAGCUGGUUGUCAUCCUCUUCAAAUAAACAUUACAGGUAAGAGAGAUUGUGAUUUUCAAUCAACCAAUCAGUUUUUAUUUGCACAGCAUUUAUCAGCAUUUAUCAUCAGGACAGAUUCUCUGCCCUCCAGCUGCAGCUCUUCUCCUCGUGCUCAUGCUGCUUCUGUGCACGUGAGCAUUGUCUAUCAACUUCAUUGUCUAUCAACUAUAGUCCACAGUCAUUGUCCACUGCCGCCAUCAGGAUCCAUCAUCAACUGCUACCUCGGUCGUGGUCGACCACCAUUAUCUGAUGCCAACACGAUACAGAAUACGCCAAACUGGAUCCACCAGACCAAACAAAUUAAACUUUCACAAAAAUGUAUCAAAAUCCCCAAUCACAACUUCAUACCAUUAGCUGAGCAUAGCUUCAUCACAUCAGUGCUUGUCCACAAUGAAUCACAUCUUCUUCAGGAGAAUCAACCUCCUCUUGUUUUUCCAUCAGAACCUCUACGAUGGGAACCAGUUCUUGGAGGAGUUGCUGGGAUCGUCCUUCUCAUCUGCUCAAUUAUCUUCGUUUGGUAUUUGAAGUCAAGACAUGCAGCAGUACAACAGACUCAGAGUCAAACAGGAGAAGAGCUGGUCAUCACAAACUCAGCCACAAGAACAGAGGAAGAAAACAUCCACUACAGUGAGGUUGAGUUCUCCAGGCAACGAGCUGGGCUGUCCUCAGACUCACUGCUGGACAGUGGACAGCAGCAGGACACGGUAUAUACACAGGUGAACGUGUUCAAGAGAGGAAACUGAUAACUCCAAUGACCUCUACGCAGAAGUGGAGAAAAAAUGGUCAUGUGUGAGUUGUGGGAAAACAAAACAUAAAAACACGUCGAACUGCUAUUAUUUUUAUUUAUCUGUGAUUUUUUAGCUUUAUUCAAAUAAAAGUCCUAAAGGCUUAAAUACUUAGUCUACACACAUAAGAUAAUAUUUAAAGUUAGAAUGUGUUCUUUUUAAUAUCGAGGUUAGGGGUCAAAACUGAUCUUGUUAUGUACAAACUGUCAUAUUCUUAUAUUAUUUUUUGUAAAACUGGAGACUUAAACCCUGAAAUACAAAAAAAUGUAAGACUGUCUUUUUGAGGACAUUUUGAGAAAGUGAUCCAUCCCAUCUAACACGGAGGACGCAGGGUUAAUUUUUCUAGUAUCAGCUGAAAAUGUUCAGUUUGCAAUGGAAAGAGAUAAAAUCUAUAGAGACAUUCAAUAACAGUUUUAUAUAAUAAUAUGUAUUAACAUGUAUGUAAUUGUUCUUUCAGAAGAAAAAUAAAAUAUAUGGUUCAAUGUCAAACUAUAACAAUUAAGCUUCAGCAUCUUAAUAAAUUCUGACACAGUGACUUCAAACAUCAUAAUUUAAUUCUAGUUCAAAUACAGCACAGUCUAAACAACAACUUCACUGUUUCAUGCAACAUCCACAGUCAGAUCCGACUGACUCCAUCAGGCGUCACGUGACCGAGCGCAGCUUCACACACGCUCCAAUAAAUGUGAUGCUUGAGGAAACUCAUCUAUUCCUUCUACCACAUAUCAACCAACACGGACACUUCAAUCCAGCAUUACAAAUCAUAAAAGACUAAAGGAGCUCGACCAUAAAAAAGAACACAUUCAUUUAAAUUAUUAUCCCAUUGUCAAAAAACAGAGACCAUUGGAAUCAAUUUCCAGAAUGGUGUCAUCAAAAAAAUUUACCAAUAGAAUAAUUCUAACAACAUCCUGUACAUGUCAGCUUGUAUCUUAUUCUUUUUUAAGCAAUAGAAAAAACAGCAUUUUGGUAUUCAGGUACUUCUCAUCAAACAAAUAAAAAAGAAUUAAAGUUAAUCUGAUAUACAUAACAAUUAAAUGUUUAUCCUGUGAGAUGCAGCAAAAUACGGACAUUUGAUGAGUCUGCUGCAGGAGUGAUCCCGAUGACCCUGUGGUCCUGAUAAGAGCGCCCCCCCCCCCCCCCCCCACAGCAUUAAGGCGUUAAAGCACGUUGUCAACAAGGAAUCUGAAAAUGUCAACAUGAGCAGCAGUGAUUGAGAAAAACAGCGUGAAACAAAGUGAUGCACAGUGACCUUUAAACAUGAAAGGGGCAUGUGGAUGUGUUCUGUUAAAAAAUGUUGUUAAAACUUACAACAAUAAAAGUCAAGUCAUAUGUAACGAAAUUAUGUUUAACUUAAAAAAUAAUCGGAAUUCAUUUGUCUUUAAACAAGUGAAUUGAAAUGAAGGAAUGUAAACACCAGUGGGCAUUAGCCACACACUAACUACAGUUGUGUGUAGUGGUGGAGCAGUGUGGGAUCAUGGGAGUUGGAGUCUUUGUCCAGGUUUGGAUUCCUUCAUAGUUUAGGAGGUUUGAUGAGGAGCUGAAUUCUCCUCUGACUGCUGACACAUGCACAAACCGGAUUAUGAUGCAAUAAAUGAAACGCACUGUUACCUUGAUAAGUGUUAAAUUACUUUUUAGAUUCUAAAGUGAAAACGUUAUAUAUUAUAACUUUAAAUGUUAAACUCUGAUAAAAACAUUUGAGUUUUUUUU